AGGAACAGUCAGAGGAAGAUGGGUAUCAUAUUUAUUUUGUUUCCUCUAAGGCAAAAUAGAUAUAAAUUCCUUGAUUAAGCCGGUAUUACCCUGCAUGUUAAUUCCAGGGAGUAGGGUUAUUUUGAACUCUAAAUGUGGAGUGAAAUUGGGUUCAAAAUAAUUCCGCUGGAGUUAAAUUAACUCCCUAAAAUUAACAGUGUAGGAUUGCUUUUUCUUUCAGUAUGAAUGUUUUAUAAAAUAUUUAGAGAACUUGUUAUGGGAAGCAAGGCUUUACCCUUUUACCCUUUUAUUUAAAAGAUAAGGUACCCCUGUCCUUGAAAUAAAUUGUUGUUAAAAUGCUCGGACCCUUUUUGAAAAAUUUCAAUGUAUUUCCUUGACAGAAAUAUUUCAUUGAUUUCCCCCCCUAGAUUUUAUUGGUUAAUCAGUAGGCGUUCAACAGCAUGUGUUUUUAUGUCAGGUCCGGGGAUAGAAAAGAUUCCACAGCCGAACCACUUUACAAUCUCACCGGCGAAGUUUUUGAAUUGAAAGGGGGUUAGUAUAUAUGGUCUUUAUUUACUAAUUAAGCCUACAUAACUUUAUCAAAGUGCCAAGUUUUGCAUGGUGAUCACUUUUUAUUGAGUAUAGGUGCGUCUUGAGAAUGCAAGAUAAAAAUCAUGAAAUAUAACCAUGUAAAAUGUUGUCUUGAUUUUUUAUCCAUAUCUUGGAUUUUCAUGAUGCAUCUAUAUUUGGAAUUUGUUUUAUUUUAUAUUUUUUCAAAUUGUCGACUGGAAAUGGAUUUUUAACAUUGAUGUGUGCAUGUCAUGUAUUUUUAUUAGUUUUCAAAUGGCUCCGUCGAACUCUGAUUGCUUUUGUCCAGGUAACCUUUGGCAGAACGAUCAACAGGUCGGUAUAUCAUUUAAAUAUAAGUUCAACACCAACUGGAAAUUUAAUAUUUAUUAAAAAUUGCAACACGGUAAAAAGUAAUUGGUCAAAAUAACGCAUUCAUUUGAUGAUAUACUGUACAUAGGCAGUUUCGGCCCGCACUGAGUUUUGUACCUAGAGAGUGAGUAGAGUUCAAAUAUCAUCAAGAGUUCUUUAAAUCGGGCUGACAUUUCAUAUGGGCAUUAUACAUGCCUUAGCUUACACAAUCGAUUCUACUAUUAGACCAGUGAAUCGAUUAUAUGAUACACGUCGCUUCCUUGACUCUCACGCAAGUCAAAUAGUAGACAUAGUCAGCAUUUCAAAUUAUAAAUAAGAAUACAGACUGAAUGUUGCUUGUUGUCCUUAGCAGUGUAGAAAUAGCUAAGUUGAUGUGUCCAAAUGGAGUGGAAUCAUUAGCUGAAAGAUUACUUUUUUGUCUCCCAACCGAAGACGUUGGGUCUUCGAACACUCAGAAAGUGUUUCGCCAGUGAAUUGAACUUCAUUUGGACACUCCAAGUUACUAUUUCCACAUUGCUGAGGACAACAAACAACAGUCUGUAUUUUUAUUAAUCAUUUAAAGUGGCGAACGUUUUAAAUGGGGAGCCCCCCAGUGGCGAGGUUAGUCAUGGCAACUGGUCCUGCUGUGCUAAUAAACCGGCAUCUAGCUACUAGAUUAAAGACAAUACAUUUUUAAAGGUCUGGAUAGUAGAGGUGUGCAAAUCCGAUCCGAAUUGUUAAAGUUGUUUCGUACUCGGAUCGGGUCAGAUCGGACUUCGAUAUUCGAAAUAAAAUGAAUGAAUUAUAUAUAAUAAUUAUUAUUUGGUUAAAUAUUUCCACUUGAAUGAGAAAUUUAUUUUAUUAAAGGAUUCUUCGGAACGGAUCGGAAUUCUUUAUCACAACUCGGAUCGGAUUCGGAUUAGACAAUUUCGGAUCGGAUCGGAUUUUAAACAUUAGCCAAUUGUCCGAUUAUAAACGCCCAAUCCGAUCCGAUGCACACCUUUACUGGAUAGUGCAAAUCAUUUAACAUUUGCAUAGCUCAGUAUGGCUAGCUCGCCACUGGGGCUUAGGCUACCACCAUACCACCACCGUUUCUUGCUGGAAAUCUCAGUUUAGACUUUGUUGCCUUAGAUUUCAUGCAAUAUAAAGCAAAAUCGUUUGGCAACGACAAUUACAUAUAUAAUUGCAAGGCAAAUCGUUUUAGCCGUGGACGCAGGCUUUUAGCCAGAAGGGCGCCCCUAGAACGAAAAAUGGACGCCUUUGGACGCCCAAAUUCUGGGGGAAAAGGGAAAUUAUUUUCAAUAAUUUCCGUAAGUAUAUUAAUAUAUCUGAAACGAAAUAGCUUCAAUUCUCAUUAUUAUUAUACAUUUGACAUUUUGAUCAGUGUACCUGGCUGAAUGAAAAUGUCGUAUUUAAGUAAAGAAGCAUAGCGGCACAAACUCGCAAAGCCAAGUGUGUUUGAAAAAUUUCGAACAAGCUUGGAACAGAUACUGACAUGAAGUAACGUAAACUUCAAAGGUUUUCCAGAGGAACAUUUUCUCGACCCCCUCUUUCUUUACUGUAUAUGUUUCGUUAUACCAAAAUUGGACGCCCUCUUUUAGGACCCUGGCUAAAAGCCUGCGUGGACGUCCAUGUAAUGAGCGGCAACAGGCUGAAAUUUUCAAGUAUAUAUCAGUGAUUGUAUAAAUUAAUUGAUUUUUCCAUUUGUAGGGAAAUCAGAGAGUUGGUCGAGUGGGUGGUAUCUGAACCAAUGAUUGUCUACUAUAUUCAAUCAUUUUGUGACGUCAUGUGGCCUCAAGGCAAACUGGCCCCCGCAGCGCCUGUACGAACAGAUGCUGUGAGUUUCAUAAUUUUGCUACAUUGUUAUCAACCUCUCUCCUAUAGGGUGGCCAACUGCAGGAAAGCACCAUUUUGUAGGUGUGCAAAUCCGAUCCGAAUCCGUUCCGAUCGGAUUCGUUCGGAUUUCGGAGCCAAAAUAUUGUUUCGUAGAAUAUAAAGUUGUUUCGUAGUCGGAUCGGAUCGGACUUCGAUAUUCGAAAUAAAAUGAAUUAAUUAUCCACGUAUUAUCGCAAGAAUUAAUUAUCCAUGCAUUUAUCAAAGCAUGAUCGCGGUUGUCGCUGCAUUUUUCGUUUGAUACUUCAAUUGGACGUCACUUUGUCAGCUUCUUGACAUGUAUUUCUUGCUUUUAUAUUUAUUUGGUUAAAUAUUUCAACUUGAAUGAGAAAUUUAUUUUAUUAAAGAAUUCUUCGGAUUGGAAUUCUUUAUCAAAACUCGGAUCGGAUUCGGAUUAGACAAUUUCGGAUCGGAUCGGAUUUUAAACAUUAGGCAAUUGUCGGAUUAUAAACGUCCAAUCCGAUCCGAUGCACACCUCUACUCUAUACUCGAUUGAUAAUGGUAUUACCUGUAGUAAGCAGUAGUUUAAGGAUUCUCUCCAAAUAGGGAUAUGUGCGCACGUUCCAAAUUUUCGAAUACGUUUUACAGCUGCAUCUUUAUCCUAUUUUUGGCAACUUCAAUAUCCGCUGAAUAAAGACGUGAAAAGAGCUGUUCCAUCCUAGUUUUUUAACGUUGGUUAACUUCUUUUUCCCUGGAUACAAACAUUAUCUUGCGAGCAUGUCAACUACCGCGUUUCUCCUAAAGUACUGGGUCGUUUGAGUGCCAUAUCAUAUACCCUCAAAGUCGUUUAUUGUAUAAUGUGUUUGUAGCAACAGAGUCUGUAACAAUAGACUCUCCUUUUUCUUCAAAAUAUAUUAAUUUAAUACAUCAAACUACAAAUUUAAUACGCAUUUUUUCGCCUAUACGUGUGCGUCCGCGCAGUUCAAUUAUAGCGUGGGAUGGCAUAUUGAUACCCACGCAUAUUUCUCUAAUUCUCAUUUUUACGUGCGUGUGUGCUUUAGGAGAAAAUAAAAACAAGGCGAAAAGUAAAAGAAAAAUUGUUGGAAAUGAGUCCAGGUAUACAGCACGCAAUGUCUUUUUUGUUAAAACCCCCUAUGUAUCGAUCUGAGUUUAAGCGAUGUUUCACGGAACGAUUUCCAACGACGAUUUGCAAUGCAAAUGAAGUUACACGAAACUUGAUUGGUUCGACAUCCCAUUGCGUUAUAUCCUGGGUGCCAGACUGCGAAAGGUUUUUCCAUGCUCGCUAAAAAUCUCACGUUUUAUAUCAUGCAAUCCACUAGUUUUAUAUCAUGCAAUCCAAUCGUGGUUGAAAAUCGUUGCGUGUAACAUCACCCUUCGAAGCACUGACAUAUAAAGUUGACUUUGGACUCUUCAUUUAUUGCAGAGGUUCUUCAGAACUUGGUGGGCAAAAGAAAUUGCAAGCUUGGAAUAAUCAAGGUAUACUGAUAAUUUUGUUUCACCAAACAUUUUUCUCUGAAGUUUGAAACCAAGGAAUUAGCCUUUCUCGUACUCGUUGAUACGCCAUCUUUGGGGCACUGCCUCUCCCAAGUCUGAGUGUAGCACCGCGAAAUUCGACGUUUUGUCAUUGUGUGAGAAAGGCUAAUUCGCUUUAUGGGAUUACUGAGAUCAAUUGAUGUAUGCAACUCUUACAUGCUUUCUUAAACCUGCAUGUCGAUGUUUCUAUACCACAAGAAAAACUGAAACCAUUCUUUUGUGUAAAUAAAUAAUUUCUCCGUUGUGAUCAUUUCGACAACAUGCUAUAAUUUGCGUAGAUCUGGUACUUUUUGUUUUCAGCCAAGUAGCACAUAGGUAUGCGGCUCUCUCACUCGUACUCACAGCUUGCUUGUACCUUAUCAUAUAUGACCAGCAAAUGUUCCAAGGUGAUUAAUACCAUAAUGAAUUAGUUGCAUGUGUAAAUUCGAAUCUUUGACGUACCGAUUGAUGUUGUAUGAAUGGAAGUAUAUGGAAUCGCAGUGAUACCAUAUAGUCACGUAUGUAAAACAAGUGGCAAAGAGGCGUGCACGUGCGAUCACGUGACUCUCAAUGACUUGCUGAUUCUGAGUGUAUUGUGUUCUUUCUUAUAUUGUAAUUGGCAGUUUCGAAUAACAGAAUGAAUACAUUUUAGAAAACUGCAUAUGAGGUGCUUUACUGGAACAAAUAAAUAAUAAAUAUAGUUCAAGUACGUGGCAAAAAUCAUGCAUUAACGCCCACACAGACCGGACGCGAAUUGGCUACGCGACGCGAAUUUUCAAUGACAUUUAACUUUAAUAUUUUUCUAUGUUUUUCAAAUAUUUGGAACAACUUAAGCAAUUUUAGCUAUUUGGUCUGCAUAUCUUGUGAAAUUUGUAUCCGUUGACGGUUUUAUUUUUUUUUAAAAAAUGAAAAUUCGCGUCGCGUUGUCGAAUCGCGUUCGGUCUGUGUGGGCCUUUAGGGUACCAGUGCGGUCAGUACCAAAUUUAAAUUAUCGCACUGCUCUAUCUUUGAAAUCCUUUGUUUUAAAAAGAUUUUAAAAAAUAAUGUAAAAAAUUCCAAUAAUUUAUUUAUAUAUUUAUUUUUAAUGUAAAAUAUUCGCAUAUUUGGGCACUCUUUUCAACAUGUAUCGUAUAAUUAAUUAUGCUAUUAUAUUUUUAACAUAAUUUUUCCUUGCCAGAUGUUUGAGGCUUUCCAAGAUAUUCGAACAAACAAACAUUUGGCAUAUGUAAGUUUCCCAUGCAUGUUUCAUCAUUAACCUAACAGUCUUUUGAUAUGCUAUCGCCACUAUGUACUCAGUUUAAAACACGAGCUGGAGUGCUCGUGAAUAACAAUGAAAAACGUUUCAUUUUUCUUUAGCUAAUCACAAAAUAUGUUUAUUUCAUUGCCAACUGGAAUUUAAAGGCACAGUUCAGUCUUUUGAAUGUUGGUUCAUAAUUCAAGAUCAACAAACUUAAUGUUUUUAACAUUUUAAAACAUUUUUAUUAUUAAAAACAUUGAGGUUUUUUCAAUUAAAAAGGCUGAACUGUGCUUUUAACCAUUCGACUAAUUAGAUAAUUAUUUAUAACGCAUUGCGAUGUCAAAAUGGAAUUACCAUGGAUCAAGUCUUCAUUGCAGCUAAACUGUUUUGUUUCCUUUUACAGUUGAUAUUUGAACUUUGCAUAUUCACUAUCUUUCCUGAAAUACGAGCUGAAACAUCACAAGAUUUGACAAGUGCAGACACUGUGAAGAACUCUGACGACGACGUAUCUUAGUUACUAAGCACUUCUUACGUUUUAAGUUAUUCACGUUAUCUUGUACCUCAAUCCUGAGACAAAAGUUAUUUAUUCAGCCUUUCGGACAUAGGUUUAGGAUAGGAAUAGAUUUUCGGGUGAAUUUCCAUAUCAGUAUUCUUGAAUUCAAAUUCUGUGAUUUCCUGAAACUAUUCCCAUAAUCCUGCCAAUUCCAACCCUAAUCCUAGUGACGUCAGUUGGGUUUAAAUUUUGAACUGGGGUUAGGUAAGGGUUUAAGGUUGUCAGCUUGAAUAUAAAAUAAUUGUAAAUUGAAUGUGUAUAGGCCACGCUUUUUAUUUGUUGGAUUAUGAUUGGAUUUUGGUCACCAAUAUUACAGGGCGGGGAAAAAACAAAGAAUGCCCAGUAUGAAUUGUCCUUCGGCUUCACGCGCAUAGUCACGUGUCAAUAGCGAGCUUAAGCAAGCGACGUUUUUGUCAACACGGACGUCACCCGAAAAUUGGUAAAAAUAUUUUUUAGCGGCAUUUUGCAUCACGGCGCUCGUGCGAGGAAGCAAAAAACCGUAAAAAGCGUAUAUUUUGUGAUAUGUGUUGAAGAUUACCACAAACUGACAAAAAACACAGUUUUUGGUUUUUAAUCCAAUCCCCCCCCCCCCACCAAUUGAAAUGAAUAUAAUAUAAUAAUAAUAAUAAUAAUAAUAAUAAAGACUUUAUUGCAGCUUAUCUACAUGGUAGCUUUACAUCUGCGUAACUGAAAACAAUUAAAUAUAUAUAAAUUGUUAAUAAUUGUUAUAAAUUUAAACUAAAUUGUUAAUAAGAAGAAACAUUGCAC
Messenger RNA from Paramuricea clavata, 6821 nucleotides. The record is from the annotation of a GenBank genome assembly. Lineage: Eukaryota; Metazoa; Cnidaria; Anthozoa; Malacalcyonacea; Plexauridae.